Molecule: messenger RNA, 2988 nt
Organism: Melitaea cinxia (Glanville fritillary)
Lineage: Eukaryota; Metazoa; Arthropoda; Insecta; Lepidoptera; Nymphalidae
Exons: 6
Coding region: 1-2988 (995 amino acids)
Source: RefSeq, a predicted model, not a curated record
AUGGUGAUGUGUGAUAACGAGAGCGCGUCUGUCGGCGGCUUCCACCUUGGCGCUCAAGAUGACCAACGCCCGCGAGCCCCGAGCGUCUCUUCCCUAUCGCUUUACAAACAGAAGAUCGACGCGCUCUUCGACGACACACGUUCCAUUACCAGUCUUCCGCAGUAUACACCUACGUCGGAAACAGGACGGAAAGAUAGUAAGGCCAGCCUAUUACAAGACAAUAAAACAAGCGUACUCGAAGACGAAAACAACUACUGUUUAAAUAAAAUAAAGAAGAUCAAUAAUACUGUACAAGAUCGAAUAGAGAGAAUGUUUGCAGAUAUGGCGGGAGAGACCAAACAACCUGAGAAUAUAGGGGUGCACGUAUUCAGUGUGCAUUACCUGGGGUCGACUCCUUUACAGAGUAAAGUAACAAGCCUUUCUGGACUUCAAGAUCCUCUUAGGGAUUUGUAUUUCGCCUUCAAAAGUAAUCAUCGCCAUAAAAAUACAUUCAACGGUAAAUUAGAAAUAUCAAAAAAUGGUUUAAAAGUUAGGUAUAAAGGAGAGAAAGGAGACUUAGAGCAGCUCAAUCCUUUUCCAACUAUAGCCGUUUGGUCCGCAGUAAAAUUUCUAGUUCAACCGUCAGAUAAAGAUCAAAACGCAUUAAGUUAUGCAUUUGUUCCAUUAAUCACUGAUCCCGAUAAUAUCGAUCGACACGCACUAUUCAAAUCGUUAGAUUCAUCUGAAAAGAAAUAUAUCCUCUCCCACAACGAAAAUUCACAUUCACCUCUUUUCGCUGUCGUGAUGAGGAAAAUAGGCGUUGCAAAACAAUUGGAGUGUCAUGGGUUUGUAUGUCAGACGACCGAGGACGCUAUAGUAAUAGCGGCCACGCUAUACAAAUCUCUUAUGUCACAUAUGAGUCGGCAGGGUCACAAUGAUAACAAGAAGUUGAGAAAUAGGAAUGGAGUAAGCUGUAUGAGUAUUACAAGCAGCGUGGCAGCUAAUGAUGUCCCUGUUAGACCACCUCGAAAAAAACGCAGUACGUCUUCUUUGAGUGGAGAUAGUGAUAGAGCAGAUGGGUACUCAGCUAGUGAAUCGUUUACUGAAAAGCCGAAAUUAGAAAGAACGAAGAAUGUAACCGAAGAUUUACCUCUUUUUUCAAUACCUACUUUGCCACCUUUUGGUUCGAAUCGAAUUACUGUUGAAGAAGUAAAAGCGAAAUUAGAUUUAAUAAGAAACAAUGACACAAGUAGUGAGUCUCAAGAGUCUAAAUCUUCCAUUCCGAAAGAUUCUUUAAAUUUUAUAUCAAAUCCGUCAGGUCAAAAUCCACAAAGUAGUAGUGAAUCUUCAGGCAAAAGCAAAGUGUCUGAAAAAAUCGAACUAUUUCGAGAGUUAGAAAGGCGGAAAAACAUACAAAGACCACCGACUUUACCUCCUCCUAUACCUACUAAGCCUCAGACUAAAACUCAACCAGAAAAUCCCAAGGAACCGUUGAGACGUAGUCAAAGUGGAAGGAAAUCACUAAGUGAAUCUGGUGAUAUUUUGACAAAAGUUGCCAUUCCCCGCUCUGGAAGUUUCUUAAACGCUGGUGGGCUGACCCGUUACAAAUCUAUCGGCCAAAGGAACAAUGGUAAGAAAGGCGGUGGUUCACCGUUGGGCUUCAAUGAACUGUUUAAUGAAUUUAAAGUACAGGAAAAUUUACAUUCGAUGGACGAAAUUUUAAACGCAAUAAUCGAUCCAGAUGGAAUGUCUUUUAAUGAUUUGAAACCGAUUUACAAAGAAUUUCUAUUAAAACUAGCAGUAACGUUAACUAAGGAUGAAAUAUUUCAACACAGUAAAGCGAUUAUGAAGAAACAAAAGAAAAAGAUUUUGCGAAGAAAUAACACAUUCUACAAUAAGAGAAGAAAAAUUUUCAAAGGUGCUAGCGGACUUCGUAUGGUUUUUCGUUUGUCAUUCGGUAAAGACUUAAAGAAGAAAGAAAAGAAGAAGCAACAAAGCAAUUUUGAUAUACAGACAAUAAACACAGCGAACGUAAAGGAACCAACGGAAAGUUCAGUUUCGACAUCUAGCUACGAUUUAAGACAGUUCAAACCUAAGGAACCAGAUUUUCCCGCUCCGAAACGACAAACAAUGAGACAAAGGAACUCAAAACGUUCGGAAAAGUCUAUUCACGUUUCGAAGAGAAGUGGAAAGACAAGGCACGGGGAAAGAACAUCGACUUCAGAAGAUUCCGAUUUUCUGACGUUGAGCAAUCGUCUCGGAUGUCAAAAUAGAAAUAGCUCGAGUGGUUAUGUUUCCUGUUCAGAAUGCGAGUCUGAAAGUUGUGUAGACCGCUGUUAUUGUUCAUUAAAAGCUGACUGUAAGCCUAUUUGUGACUGCCCUACCAGAAACGGGAAGGAAUGUACUAAAGCUAAACUGUUAGCUAAAAACUGCAAAGAGUGCUCGAAAGAAGUAUAUGACGGCGACUACAGCUAUUGCUCCUGUGACUCCGAAAGUUGCGCUGACAGUAAUAAAUGUUACUGUACCGGCCCUAGAAGGACAACAAUGCAAAGUUCACAGAGUUUAGAAUACUUAAAGAGUCCUUCAAGUAAAACCUACUCGGAUAGGAUGAAGAGAGCUUUUGAUGAUUACGAAGCAAAGCCUAGAACUAGGUCGAUGGCGUCGAAUCGGCGGCGGCGCGCACGCAGUUCGGACAGUCUGGCGCUCGACUACGAAAUACUGCUGCAGAACAAGCCGCGCGCGCGAAACAUGCAGCGACUUACCGUACGAAGCACUGGAGCUGGUUCUCAAGAUGCACUAAGCGUGAAGAAAUCCGCGGAAAUGGCAGCGCUGUUUGCAGAUGUUCGUUUAUCUCAGCGCACCGAUGUUCGCUCGUUAGUCGGGGGGCGUAGGAAUAGGCCUCCCCCGCUGUCCUCACCGCUUCCUGUGCCACCCCUAGCUAAAAUUUUUGACAAUCGACCACUUAGCAGUAAUGCUAGUUUAGAAGAUACUUUAGGCUAUUUUCCGUAA